Messenger RNA from Symbiodinium natans, 1092 nucleotides. NCBI's taxonomy places the organism in Eukaryota, Dinophyceae, Suessiales, Symbiodiniaceae. The record is from the annotation of a GenBank genome assembly.
AUGAACCACCCAAGGACUAUCAACUGGUCAUAUGUGUUCUUGGCGGAGUAUUUGCCGUACGCGUAUGGAAUGGCUAUUGCUGCCGCUUCUUGGAUGCAGAGGGUGCACAGGAAUCCCAUGAGCCAAGCGGUGUUUCGUUCGCUUGCAGCCGAGGUUGGUGUACUGCUUGUGUACCGGCUGUACAUGUGGCGCCUGGAUGAGUUCAUGCGAGUCUGGUCCUUGCUCCAGGUGAUCGGCGUUGUGGCGCUGAUCCUGGCAUAUGCCAGCCAGCACAAGUCCUCCAUAUACUGCCUGGAGAACUUGGUUUUCAAGCCACCGGAGUCAUGGCAGGUCACCAGAGAAGAAGUCAUCACCGUCAUGCACGCGCAGCGCUGCUUCAACGAGAGCUCCAUCGAGUUCCAGGAGCGCAUUCUGGACAACUCUGGAACAGGCGAGUCCACCCAUUGGCCGCCAGGUAGCAUACGCUCCAAGGAUGGCGUCACCAAGGGCAUCACAGACAUGGCAGCAGCCCGCGAUGAAGCGCGCAUAGUGAUUUUUGAGCUCGUGCGGGAGCUGCUGCAGCGGACGCGGGUUAAGCCGCAAUACAUCGAUUUUUUGAUCAUCAACUGCUCUUUGUUUUGCCCAACCCCAUCUCUUUGUGCGAUGGUGUGCAACGAGUUUGGCCUUCGUCAGGACAUUCGGUCAUACAAUCUCGGUGGCAUGGGCUGCUCCGCAAACGUGAUCUCUGUGGAUCUUGCGAAGCAGCUCCUGGAAAACAGGCCUGGCUCGCUGGCGCUAGUCAUCUCCACCGAGAACAUCACGCAGAAUCUCUAUCGAGGCAAUCAAAAGUCGAUGCUUCUGCAGAAUACUCUUUUCCGGUGCGGUGGAUGCGCCUUGAUGCUGUCAAGCCGUAUCUCUGACUCAAUGCGAGCCAAGUACAAGCUACUGUAUACCUUCCGCGCGCAGCUUUCGGAUGACAACUCCUACAACUGCGUCUUUCAGAAGGAAGAUGAAGAAGGAAACAGUGGCGUGGCGCUGUCCAAGGCGCUCGCAUUGCUUUCUUCAUCUUUCUUCCCAGAGUUGAUGUAUGCCUCGUGUGUGAGCUACAAGUGA